Messenger RNA from Bombina bombina (fire-bellied toad), 4796 nucleotides. It is a transcript of the gene C5, whose product is annotated as complement C5. Gene Ontology annotation, molecular function: endopeptidase inhibitor activity. NCBI's taxonomy places the organism in Eukaryota, Metazoa, Chordata, Amphibia, Anura, Bombinatoridae. The record is from RefSeq and is a predicted model, not a curated record. Gene Ontology annotation, cellular component: extracellular region.
UCCCAGCUUCACUAAGGUUUGCUCUGUCCCAGAUACCUUCAAUCUCUCAUCUGUGUGACCCAUGCUGUAAUAUUCCUACCUGAUCUUCCUUAGCAAUGAUUUUAUUUCAUAUUGCGCUUCUGUUCGCCUUCUGCGGGGCAAGUAAAGGCCAAGAACAAACGUAUGUUAUAACAGGACCUAAAUUAUGGCGUAUUGGCGCUUCGGAAACAGUGGUUGUUCAGAUGUUUGGGCAAGAAGGAAACAUUAACAUAGAGAUUUCUGCAAGAAGUUUCCCAGAUAAAAAAAAAGUUUAUGCUUCUCAGCAUCUGGUAUUGACCUCUGGCAACAGUUUCCAGGGAAAAGUAAAUCUAAUGAUACAACCCAAAGAUUUACCCAGAGAUGGUGGUUCAAAAAAGUUUGUUUAUCUAGAAGCCCGAACUGGAUCGUUCACACAAGCCGAAAAGGUGCCGGUGUCAUACCAGAAUGGAUUUAUAUUCCUGCAGACAGACAAACCUGUUUACACUCCAGAUCAGUCAGUAAAAAUCCGAGUGUACUCUUUGGAUGAGGAGCUGAAGCCGGCACUACGUAACGUCAAGCUGACAUUUAAGGAUCCAGAGGAUGUGACAGUGAAUAUUGAGACAUCCCAGGAUUUGACUGGAAUUAUUUCUAUUCCUGAUUUCAAGAUCCCAAACAACCCCAAGUACGGCAUAUGGAAAAUCGAAGCGGCCUAUGAAAGUCAUUUCACAACAACAGCUGUUGCGGCCUUUGAAGUGAAAGAAUAUGUGUUGCCGAGAUUCUUUGUUUCCAUAGAACCUGAAAGGAACUUUAUUUGUUUUGACAAAUUUGAAGAUUUUUCAAUCAAAGUGAAAGCAAACUAUUAUUAUAAUAAGAAACUGAAUGCAGCAAAAACUUAUAUUCGCUAUGGAAUAAUCCUGGAUGGGGAAAGAAAAAUGUUGCCCAAAUCAAUUCAAGUACAGCAGAUGACUGACGGAGAGGCUGAGUUCAAAUUUAAUACCAAGUCUGCAAUUGAAGAACUGGGAUACUCGCAACUUAAAGAUCUUGAUGGUGGUUAUUUGUAUAUCACUGCUUCUGUUCAGGAGUCCGCAGAGGGACAUGCAGAAGAAACUGAAAGUGCUGAUGUCAAAUUUGUUUUAACUCCAUACAAACUGAGAUUAAUAGGUACCCCUCUCUUUGUGAAGCCAGGACUUCCAUUUUACAUAAAGGCUCAGGUGAAAGAUACGUUAGAUAAACCAGCUGGAAAGAUCCCACUCACCAUGACGGCCUUGGGAUUUACAGCAGAAAGAGAUGAGAUACCACUUAAUGGCCACAAACCAGACGAGAGAAUCACAGACAUAAUUGAUGGAUCAGCUCUGUUUUCUUUAAAUAUUCCACAAAAUAUUGUGUCACUGGAGUUUGAGAUAAAAACAGCUGACACUAAUCUUCUAGAAGAAAACCAAGCGUCAAACCGCUACACAGCAAUAUCGUACUCGUCACUGAGCAAAAGCUACCUGUACAUUGACUGGGCUGUAGGAUAUAAAGUGCUGCGUGUAGGAGAUUUCUUCAACGUUAACGUAUUUCCCAGCAGCCCUUAUCUUCCUAAAUUAAAGCACUACAGCUAUCUGAUUGUGUCUAAGGGGAAGAUAGUACAAUCAGGAACAGUAAAUAAAGCUCAAGGAUCUGUGUUCCAAAGCCUGAACCUGCAGGUAACAGAAGACAUGGUCCCCUCGGCACGUCUGGUGGUGUAUUAUAUUAUCACUGGAGACACCACCGCCGAGCUGGUCGCUGACUCUGUCUGGCUGGACAUCAAAGAAAAUUGCGUCAACAAUCAAAAGGUGGAACUGUUAACACAAAAAAAGAACUUUAAACCUGGACAGACGAUGCCUUUAACUCUUUUUGCACAAACCAACACGUUAGUUGCCUUGUCAGCUGUGGAUGCAGCAGUGUUUGAUGUUACAAAAAAAAGCAACAGGCCACUUGAAAGAGUACUAAGGGAUUUAGAAAAGAGCGAUCUUGGUUGCGGAGCUGGAGGUGGGAAGGACAAUGCUGAUGUCUUCAGAUUAGCAGGCCUCACAUUUUUAACCAACGCUAACACAAAGGCUACUGAAAACUACGAAACAACCUGCAAUGAUGCCGUGAGAGCAAAGCGUUCAACUGACAUAGAUAAGAAAUUACACGAGAAAUUCAGCUCUUAUGUUGACAAAAGACAGAAGAAAUGCUGCCUGGAUGGGUUCAGCUGCUUUAAGGCCGAAAAACAAUGUGAUAAAGGUGAAAAACGAAUAAGAAUGACGAAGGGUGCGCCCUGCAUAGCUUCAUUUAAGGAUUGCUGUCAGUAUGCCAAGAAAUUACACGAGUCAAUUAAAGACAUCGAGUUGGGAAGAAUGCAUAUCAGAACAAUUUUUGAUAUAGAUGAACCACAGAUCCGCAGUUACUUCCCUGAAAGCUGGUUGUGGGAGGUUCAUAGCAUAAAAAACAGAUGGGGCUCUAACACUUUGUCUGUGACUUUACCGGAUUCUUUGACCACAUGGGAAAUCCAAGGCAUCGGCAUAACGCAGAAAGGUAUCUGUGUUGCUGAUCCAGUCAGUAUUCAUGUAUGGAAAGACAUCUUCUUAGAUGUGCAGUUGCCAUAUUCGGUGGUUCGAGGAGAACAGAUUGAGCUGAAAGCCUAUGUAUAUAAUUACAAGACAUCAGUAGUUAAGGGUUGUGUCAGAAUGUCAGUGCCGAAGGAAAUCUGCCUAUCCAAAAAUACCUUCAACAAAGAUAGAGAAAGGAAGUUAUGUACUGCCCAAGACUUUAUGCCUUCGUCAGUGAAGGUGUUUACAUUCACCGUCCUGCCACUGGAGCUCGGGCUGCAUACAAUGAACUUUACUCUGAAUGCUGAAUUCAAUAAUGAAAUAGUGGUGAAAACCUUACGUGUUGUGCCAGAAGGUAUUAAGAAAGAAAGAAACGCUGCAUUCACAUUGGACCCCCAAGGCAUUCAUGGUACUGUUAGAAAACGUCAUGAAAUAAACUACAGAGUUCCAGCAAACAUCGUGCCAAAAUCAAAGGUUGACAGAACUCUGAGUGUUAAAGGACACCUCCUUGGUGAAAUCAUCAAUACAGUGCUUAAUUCUGAAGAAGUAAACUUCCUGACGAGCCUUCCUCAGCACAAUGCGGAGACUGAGCUCAUGAGAGUGGUCCCAAUAUUUUACGUUUACCAUUAUCUGCAGACUAUGGACAGCUGGGACAUUCUGGGACCCAACCCCAUAGCAUCAAAGACCCAACUGGAACGCAAAAUGAAGGAAGGUGUUUCUAGUCUGCUGGCAUUCAGAAAUAGGGAUUUCUCCUAUAGUGUCUGGCGGGACAGCGAGCCCAGCACAUGGCUAACAGCCUUUGCAAUGAGGAUAUUUGGUGAAAUUCAGAACUAUGUCUCCGUUGACCACAUGUCUGUCUGUAACAGCCUGCUCUGGCUGGUAAAGAACUCUCAGUUAGGAGACGGCUCAUUUAAAGACAACUCGCACUACCAGCCCAUAAUGAUUAAGGACAACGUGGCAAAAGAGUAUGAAAAAAAAAUGUAUCUCACAGCCUUCGUUCUCAUUGGAUUUCAGAAGACGUAUCGCAUGUGUCCUCUUGCUGAACUAACAAAAUCAAUAAACCUUGCCAAAGAAUAUCUGUCUAAGAAUGUCCCAACUGCACAAAGCACGUAUUCUGUGGCAAUCGCCGCCUAUGCUCUGGCACUUACUGAUGUUAAGUUCACUAGCACACGCCAUGCGUAUCAAAUCCUUCAAAAAGAAGCAAAUGUUAUAGGAAUCGGUAACCCCCCUGUAUAUCGCUUCUGGAAAGAGAGUUUAAAUAAGUUUGAUGCAACCGUCCCUAAUGCAGCGACUGCACAAAUGGUGGAAACCACAGCGUAUGCAAUAAUGACCUGCGCAAAGCUCGGUGAUCUGGAUUACUGUAACCCGGCUGUGCGAUGGCUGUCAGAGCAGCAGCGAUAUGGGGGAGGAUUCUUUUCUACACAGGACACCGCUCUCGCACUGGAAGCGCUGACAGAGGUUGCCAUUUCUAACAGAAAGCUGACUUUAGAUAUGACUGUAACGGUCAAUUACAGAAAAUCAGGCGAUUUCCAGAAAUACUUGCUGACUGCAAAAUCACCGCUAACAAAUCCUGCUGAGGUGCCAAUACCUGAUGAUCUGAUUAUAAGUACCGGAAGUACAUAUGGUAUCGCUACUGCUCGUGUCAGGACGGUGUAUCAUCUUAUUAGUACCUCCGAUGAAAUCUGCAGCUUCGAAUUAACGAUUGAGCGAAAGACUGACACAUCGGAAAGAACAUCAGUGUUUGAUGAAGAUAUGUCUAACAUUAUACGCCUGGAAGCCUGUGCAAAGUACAAAGCGUCUGAGUUUUCUAGCUCCGGUCAUGCAGUGAUGGAGAUCAGUUUGGUUUCAGGGCUGGAGGUGGAUGAACAGGAAUUGGCUUCGCUCGUGACGAGAGUAGAUCAGUAUGUAACAGACUACAGCAUUAAAGACGGGCGCGUCAUUCUUCAUUUUGACUCGAUUCCAUCAGAUGAAUUUGUCUGUGUUAUGUUCCCUGUCAUGGAACUCUAUAAAGUUGAGAGACUAAGUCCAGCAACCUUCUCGGUUUAUGAAUUCCAUGCGCCAGACAAGCGCUGCACAAUCUUCUAUAACCCAUAUGAAGACCAAAAACUGGUGCAAGUUUGCACGGGACAAGAAUGUAAAUGUGUGGAAGCUUAUAAAGUGGAAAUAGUGGGAUCAGAAGUAGAAGCGAAUUUUGUAAAAUACUCUGCAAUUAUUAAAUACAUUUUUAAAAAAGCCUAUCGUUAUUAG